AGAAGACUGCCUAUACGUCAAUCGUGAAAAUUUUUGUCUCAAAACAAUAAUCAUUUCUAACAAAUUGCGUUGCACUAAAAAAUACAGAAUCCGAGUCCAAUAUUUUUUUUUUGUGGAUAGACCACCGAAUCCGAAUCUAAGUUUGAUGGUCCGCAUUACUAGCGGUAGUUAUGAUGUGAAUCAAUUCUGUGUUAGAAUCGAAAUUCUCGUUUUCAUUCAAGUUACAGAUAAAUCACUUGUAAAGACUAAAAACUAAGAAAAUCUUCCACCAAUGUUUAUCGUAAUGGAUACAACAUUUCAACACUGGAAGUAAAUUGUGCAUUGAAGCAACCUUUCUAUAAGAUAAAUUGAAAGGAGAAAAAAUCUCAGCGGAAACAGUAUAUUGAUCUGAUUGACCUAAUUCAGUACGGCUGAUGAUAAAUAUGAGUUAACAUUUCAAUUGAACAAUCACCCGAAGUUGUGCGACGACGACGAUGAAUGUGAAGCUGUUGAUCCAAUUUAGAUAAUAUUUUGUGUGCUCCUGAGAUUCGUUUUUCGGAUACAACGUCACCAAGCAGGAUUUUUUCCAAUUUAUUCGGCUACGAACGAUGGGCGGAUCAGUAAGUCAAGUAUUUCGUUCGGGCAGCGCUCUACUGCUAUCGAAUCAUAAUGGAAAAGUGUCGGAAACGUCUAUCGACAAAAUUCAAACAGUUUUUGAAAUACUUCGAGCCAAUCCGAAAAUAUCAAUGCAAACAUUGGAGGGUCUACUAUGUCAAAUAGCUAAAUACGAAAAUAUUCUAACGGUGCACGACGAGUCCGGAUACAAUCUUCUCCAAAAAAGUGUUGGUUUAAAUCACGUCGAAUUACUUCGUUGGAUAUUGCAACGUCAUCGGCCGGAUGUAAAUCGCAGCCCAUGCUCACUGCCACUUCACAUAGCCUGUCUGAAGGGCAACGAAGAAUGUGUGGAGUUGUUGUUGAAAUACGGAGCGCGCAUCGACACAGAGGCAAGAAUGUGUUUCCCCGGUCCGCAUUGUAACAAUUGCGAGGCGAGUGUUCACCGUCGGCAUCCGGUUCCGGUGCACGACGAUGAUGAUAUGUCUAAACUGUUGCAACAAAUCCCAUCGACGUCGAACAAUGAACGGUACAAUACGAAACUGCAAAAUGCUGUGUGCUAUGCGAUCGAUGGCGAUCAAAUCGGUGUGCUGAACAUAUUGUCGCAGAAAAUGGAAGAACCUUGGGUACCGUUUCGAGUGAAAAAGCCAUUGUUGCACCUGGCCUGCGAACGUGGUGCAUGGAAAUGCGUUCAGCAGUUGGUGAUUACGCGAUCGGAAGAGAUAAAUUUGAUUAAGGACGAGUAUUACCCGAUUCAUCAAGCGGUUUUGCAUGACGGAAGGUUUUUGGAGUUGCUCAUUCAGCAUGGAGCUAUUACUACAGUCAGAACGUGUACGCAGCAAAUGACAUUGCUGCAUGUUGUGAUUGUUGCUGCCAGAAAAUCGGCAGAAGACACACUUUCUACAUUACGAAUACUGCUAGAACGGGGAUGCAAAGAACUAAUUAAUGAGCCAGAUUCGCUGGGUAACACUCCACUGCACGCACUCAUUGUUCGGUAUGCACUAGAAGAGGCACGUUUUGGUUACGACAAGUGGAACAAAUGGGAUGUGCUACAUUUGGUACGAUUUCUGUUGCAAAAUGGUGCUAAGAACUCCAUAAAUCAAGCUGGAAAUAGUGCGUUAGCCUGUGUGUUUCGACAUGUUCGUACAGACUGGGAAGUGUGCUACGAGCUACUGAGCAUGUUGAUAAAAGAAGAUGGUGAUCCGAAUAUUGUUGGUCGGGAUGGAUCCGUUCCUAUUAUAAUUUGCUUGGUCCCACUCAUUAACAAGGAUCAGCUUCAUCAUUUUACUCACACAAAAAAGGUUUGUUUCCUGAAUUGCAUACGCAUUCUGCUGCAGCAUGGUGCAAAUCCCAAUUGCUCAUAUCGAUCCAAUCUCACGCCACUGCACGUAUUAAUAUUCACUGUCAGCGAAAAUUUUACCCUGCACUGUGAGACACAGAAGCUCAACAAUUUCGAUUUCAUCAAAAACAUUCUGCUACUACUACUACAGCAUGGCCUAGACUGUAAUAUCACAUAUCAGCACGUCCUUCAAUCCGUCAUGGAUAUGGUGCAAAAUUUACGCAACUGCAACGACAUGUUGAGUGUGUACGAAUUGGCAAAGAUUCUGAUUUUAUACGGAGCGGAUCCAAAUGAUGUGCUGAAUGGCAAAGUUACCGCCGGCAGUGCCAUCGUACGGAAUGCAAUCGUUGACCAUUACAGCUUACGCGGACAGCACGUCAAUUAUGGUUGCUCGUCGGACGGCAAUGACACGUCGUCCGGUUUCCGCGGCUCAUUUCGCACCAAUUCACGUUACACCCUGUUCUACUACAUCAUCCUGAUCACGAAAAAGGAAUUCCUUCUCACCGAUCCGAAUCGCGCAUUCGCACGCAUCAUUCAUCUAUUUUACUACUCCAUGUGCCAUGAACCGCUAUACAACUGCCUGAAAAGUUUACACAAUUUCUAUGUGGCACAGGUGCCCAACAAAUCAACGGAGAAUCUGAUAUCGUUGAUAACAAGUUUGUAUAAACAGCCCAGAACAUUGAAACAGAUCUGUCGACAAUCAGUGUACAAAAGUCUGAACCAUAAAAUGGCAUUGAACAUAAACAAAUUGAAUUUACCAGGACCCUUAAAGGAGUACAUGCUAAGCUUUGAGGCUUAGAUAGCAAUUGUAUAAUUACUGUAAAUGCAUAAAUGUUCGCUGUUUUGAAUGUAUAAUGUACAUUACGUAGCGGUAUAUAUAGUGAAACGGGUGGACUGUACAGUCUUAUUUGGAACGUUUAUAUGUGCAUGGGUUAAAUAUGUUUCAUUUUUCGGCAACAAUGUAUGUGUCAGUGCACAAAACAUGUGCCGUUUCAACAAUUUAUGUUCACAUCCUGUCCGGAGUGAAUUCAUUAAUCGUCUGUGUGUCUACUAAUACAAAAUUGAUGUGUCUAAUAACGCGCUAUCACAAUGGACUGUGUGAAGGAAAGCGAUUGAAUUGCACCACAUCGGAUACAUGUGCA
This is a messenger RNA of Bradysia coprophila, 3072 nucleotides long. RefSeq lists its product as uncharacterized. The record is from RefSeq and is a predicted model, not a curated record. Lineage: Eukaryota; Metazoa; Arthropoda; Insecta; Diptera; Sciaridae. Gene Ontology annotation, biological process: intracellular signal transduction. Gene Ontology annotation, molecular function: protein binding.